AUGACGACGACAUGGAGCGAUGGAGGCAGAGCAAGGACCGACGUUCGUUGGAAGGAUGGCUGCGGUGGAGAGAUCGCCAUUGGGAGAUGUAAUCGUGAAAGGGAACGAGCGAUGGAGGCAAUGAGAAGUCUCUAUGAAUCCAAUGGAUUGACUCUACUCGAGUGCCAACGAACACAGAGAAAGCGAGAAAUUUUCACAGAGAUCGAGCAAAGAGGAGGAAGCGAUAUGGCAGUGAUGGAUAAACUAAAGAUGUUCGUUGCUCAAGAGCCAAUUGUUGCUGCUUCAUGUCUCCUCGGUGGCGUUGGUCUAUUCCUUCCAGCCGUGGUGAAGCCUAUGCUGGAUUCAUUUGAAUCUUCCAAGCAAGUUCGUCAACCUGCUUUAAACGAUGUGGUUGCAGGUAUAACUGGUAAAAAGAAGUGAUGAUUUAAGAGUAGAAUUCAACACAAAAGCAUGAUUAUUCAAGGUAGAUAUUAUUAGAUUCUAUUGUUCUUGCAAUAUGUUAUGCAUCCUCACUACAAGUUAAUAAAAUCUCAAUUCUUUGGGUCAAUGUAAGUUAAAGUAUUUGCUUACACUUGAAUUCGAACAUUUUCUGGUUUGGCUAAACCAGUUUUUUCAAGUAUAAAUGUUUUUAAACAAUAUGACAUAAGGAUAAAUGCAAAAGAUAUGGCAAUGUACUUUUUUUUUUU
Molecule: messenger RNA, 686 nt
Organism: Lactuca saligna
Lineage: Eukaryota; Viridiplantae; Streptophyta; Magnoliopsida; Asterales; Asteraceae
Source: the annotation of a GenBank genome assembly